AUGUCCAACUACCCUGACAAUGAGCCACAACACGGGCCAUCAUUACUUAAUCCAACAGAAUUAAGCAAGGGACCUACAGCACACAAGCCUGGCCACGAAAGAACUGGGUCAGCUUAUUCCCAUAAUUAUUCAUUGUUAGACAUAUAUGGGUUAGAAUCCCCGGUUCAAGGAGACGAUGAAAGUACCGCAUCCGAAGAUUUGCAUGAUCCCGCGGUGUCAACUCAUAUGAAGAGUUUCGACGAUCUUGACUUUAGAGAUCAUUCCCAAGACCACAAUACCCUUGUAACACAACUGACAUAUAAGAUACCCGAUAUAGAAAUAAGAGAGAAUUACGUCAUGAAAACAACCCCCAAUAAUGAAUCAAAAGUAUUAAAUUCACAAUUUGAUAGAUAUGGUUUCAAGAAGUCUUCGAAUGUCAAUGGAAUCGAUCUAGAAACUUAUAAUGAAUGGUUUAAAGACUAUUCGGAAUACAGCCAUCGUCAUAAAAAGAAAUGGGAGUUAUUAAUGAAAAAUCAUGGAUUGCAGCUCCUGAAGCAUGAUCCAAUACCUACAAGAUUCCCACCAAAGUCAGAUAAAGUAAAAAAGAUGAUAAGGAGAGGUAUACCACCUGAAUGGAGGGGUAAUGCUUGGUUCUUUUAUGCGGGCGGGUAUGACAAAUUAAACAAAAAUAUCGGGGUUUAUAAUAAAAUUGUGGAAGAUACUAGAAAUAUAAGCAAUAAAAAUACUGAAGUUAUUGAACGAGAUUUAAACCGUACAUUCCCUGACAAUAUUUAUUUUAAUUCCGGAAUACUCCCAGAUGGAUCUACAAGUGACAUGCCACUUGAGUCUAGAGAGGAAACUCAACUAAUUAAAUCUUUACGUCGAGUCCUAGUUGCAUUUUCAUAUUAUCAACCCCAAAUAGGGUAUUGUCAAUCGUUGAAUUUCUUAGCUGGGCUCUUGCUAUUAUUCAUGACUGAAGAAAAAGCAUUCUGGAUGUUAGUUAUCCUAACAGAACGUAUUAUCCCCAAAGUUCACUCCCAAAAUCUUGAAGGUGUACAUACAGAUCAAGGGGUGUUGAUGUUAUGCGUCAAGGAGUAUAUUCCUCAAUUGUGGUCAAUUUUAGGUAAGAACUUUGAAGGAGAGAAAUUGUCUAAAGAUAAGAUCUUAACCAGAUUGCCACCAGUUACUCUAGUAACUUCGUCGUGGUUCAUGUCAUUGUUUGUCGGAAUCUUACCCACUGAAUCUACAUUACGAGUCUGGGAUAUCUUAUGGUGCGAAGGAUCCAAAACGAUAUUUAGAUUCUCAUUAACAAUUCUAAAAUUAUGUCUCGAUAGUCCUGACUUUCAAGAAACCAAACAAAACUCUGGUGGCGCUGAAACUGAACAAAUCGAAUUAUUUCAAUUCUUGCAAAACUUUCCUAAGAAGCUAGUAGAUAUAAACGGGUUGGUUGAUCUUUGCUUUAAGAAAAUUGGAGGAUAUGGAUUUGGAUCCCUUUCACAAGAUGAAAUUAAUAAUUGUCGAGAAUUCGUUUCCAAGCAGCGAGAAAAACUCAAGAAUAAGCGAAUAAUGUCUACGUCAAUGACUGAGGAAGAGAGGAAUAGUUUAAUGAAUUCCUCGGAUGGAGGUUGGAAUACUGAUGAGGACGUCAUACAUGAUGUAUACGGUUUUCAUAGACCAAUUAUGGGCGGUGUGGUUUGGAAUAGGAGUAUUAGCAAUAAAAUGAAAAUUAGAUUUUCUAAAAGGAACUCGAAACCAUAG
This is a messenger RNA of Hemisphaericaspora subhashii, 1737 nucleotides long. RefSeq names its product Rab GTPase-activating protein. The transcript has a single exon. The record is from RefSeq and is a predicted model, not a curated record. NCBI's taxonomy places the organism in Eukaryota, Fungi, Ascomycota, Pichiomycetes, Serinales, Debaryomycetaceae. Bases 1 to 1737 code for a protein of 578 amino acids.